AUGGCACCAGAAGCAACCACCAACGGACACGAGAUCACCUUAGAGAAGGGCCAGACAAAUGGGGCUCGCAAGAAGGGUGGUAUUCGUACCUUGCAAAAUGCAACCAAGAAGGAUCAACGACUCGUGGCAUUAUCACUGAUUGAAGAGAAGUUGCCCAAAAUGGCGCCUCUCAAGGCUGUCCUCAGUGUGGACAUUGGGCUCGACGACGGGCCCAUCUAUAUUGACGCACGCAAUGAACCCACCAUUGUACGCGAGAUUGACUGCGAGCCGAACUCCAGCCUGAAAGUCAAGCCCGAGUACAUCCAGCUAUUUGUGGAAGGCAAGCUUGAGCCACGGUAUGGCUUGUUCAAAGACGGCUUUUUUGACCACACAACGUUGCCCAAAGGAGAAAUCAAGGUUGCGGUGAAGUUCGCUGAUUAUCUGUGUCCCAAUGUACCUGUGCAUCCUCAGAUACCAACUGGUCGCAAGCUCCCAAGUCCUACCGAAGACUUGGAUCAAGUAAUGGCUGAUAUUCAUGAAUUUGGAUAUGGACUGGUCAAGAACGCACUGGACUCCGAACAGAUUAAGACGCUCAGAUCAGCCGUCGAGCAGCAAGGCCGUGGAGAAGCUGAAGCUGGCGUGGCUAAGAAGGACGGUGGUCCACACGCUCCGAACCAGCGAAUCUGGACACUCAUCAACAAGGGCCAGGAAUUCCAUGAUCUCCUCGAGCACCCAUUGAUAGACGAGGUGGUUCCUGAACUACUCGGUGAGCACGCGCUUCUCCACAGCUACAGCGCCAACAUUGCCCGGCCAGGCAACGUGCCUAUGAUGCUGCAUACCGACCAAGUGGCCAUUCAGCCACCAUUGAGGAGCAUUUUCUACGGCCUCAACAUUAUGUGGUUCCUCACGGACAUUACGCGGGAGAAUGGCGGCACCAGAAUCUUCCCAGGCAGCCACGUUGGACAUGUCGCGCCAGACGACCCAUUCAACAUCGACGGAACCCUUGCCGCAGAAGGCCCUGCUGGGACAGCCUUGGUCUUCGAGAGUCGUCUGUGGCACGCUACGGGCCCAAAUGAAAUGACCUCAGGCGAGCGACCUGUCAUUCUUAUGUUUUUCAUGCGAUCCUUUAUCAGACAGCAGGAGAACAACUUCUUGUCAAUCAGACCGGAGGUGGAAGCUACUAUGUCAGACAAAGUCCGGAAGCUUCUGGGAUACUGUACGACUGGUGCAUUAGGUGGUGUGGAGGGCGAAGUACGUGAGGGUAUCUUUGUGGAGAGGCUCAAGAAUCCUGUUGGCCCUUUCAGAGAUACACACAAGCACACGCAUUAUAGGCAGGGUUUGCAAGCUUCGUAG
Exophiala viscosa is the source of this 1332-nucleotide messenger RNA. RefSeq lists its product as uncharacterized. The transcript has a single exon. NCBI's taxonomy places the organism in Eukaryota, Fungi, Ascomycota, Eurotiomycetes, Chaetothyriales, Herpotrichiellaceae. The record is from RefSeq and is a predicted model, not a curated record. Bases 1 to 1332 code for a protein of 443 amino acids.